Messenger RNA from Stylonychia lemnae, 732 nucleotides. Lineage: Eukaryota; Ciliophora; Spirotrichea; Sporadotrichida; Oxytrichidae. The record is from the annotation of a GenBank genome assembly.
AUGCUAUUAGACUCGAAGAGUAAAUUUGACUUCGGGAGUCCAGGUCGCUAAACUCGCACUUUGUCUCCAGAUACUUUCUACAACUGGACUAGUAACCAUUUAUACAGAACUUCAUAUAAUGACAUGGGAAUUGUCAAGAGUCCAGUCUCCAAAAAGAAUCAUGUGCUACCAAAGUAUCAAGGAUAUAUUCCAGGCAAGAUAGCAAAUAAUGAAUUUGGGGCUUCGAUUACAGGGGUUAGUAGAAGAGUGUUUUCACCUGAAAAAUUAGAUACUCCUUCGCUAUAUGCAUCUACAGGGCACAAUUGGAAUACAGAUUUGAGGAAAGAUCCAACAUUACCAGCUUGGUCUCAUAAAUAUGGAAAAUAAACGAUCUUGCGUCCUCACCCUAAUGUAGAUGAACCAAAAUGGUCCACAGUGUUUAGAUAAUCCUUUGGCAAGCCAUAAGAGAAACUAAAACCUGUUACUAGACAAGCAGCCUCAAUGAAAGAUUUGAUGUUUGAUAAUACGAUGAGGAAUUCAUUCCGACCCAUAACAUAAACGGCUAGUGGGUUCUAAAACAAUCGACAACUUUUUGAUGGACAGACAUGGGUACCUGACAAGAUCUUGCACACUGAUAUGGUCAGAACUGAAUAUAGAAACAAAUUUAAUUAACCCAAGCCUUUCCAUAAGACUGCCUUAAUGGCUAGUACUGGUAAACUCCCUAAAGUUACACUUGUCUACGAUAUAGAAUGA